CAGCUAAGCCCUCUCUCUCUCUCUCUCUCUCUCUCUCUCUGGGUUCGAGAAAGUGCAACAGAAUCGCUUCAACCUAUAAAGAAUACUCAACCUCCCCUAACCCAUGAAGUGAAAAAAGAAAAAAAAGGAAAAAAUUCUUGCCUUAAGAGUUAGACCACUCAAUCUUCUUGCCUCACCCUUUCUUCUCUAUCGUAUUCUCAUCCCUUCUUUUAUAUCCGUCCAAGACAAUCUUGGUCUGAUUUUUGGUUCUUCUAUGUAUAUAUAAUAUCUGUACCUUGUAGCCAUAAGUACAAGGCAUCUUCCUCCAUUAUUAAAAAUAAAAUAUAGGGAUAAAAGGCAAAAUAUGGUUAUUAGUAGUGGUUCUGCACUGUUUAAGGUGUUAUUUGCAGCAAUUGCAACGUUAGGUUUUGUCUGCCUUCUGUUAGUUGCAACUCUGCAAACUGAAGCAACCAAAAGCACAACAACCGUUCAAACCACUGCAAGUUUCAAACAUGAGGCAGAUAUAGGAAGAGAGAAGCUUAUUUAUGACCCAGAAUUGGAUUUCAACUAUAUGAUGAGCAAGAGAAAAGUUCCUAAUGGUCCUGAUCCCAUUCAUAACAGGAAAGCAGGGAACUCCAAACGACCUUCUGGCCGAGUUUAGUGAGGUAUCAAUCAAGGGAUUGAGAAGGUUGAAGAGCUAGAAGAGCAAAAGAAGAGACAAGAUGUCUGUCAUCUUGUAUGUAUUUUUUAGAAGUGGGACUAUAAAUGCUCCUGAAUUUAUUUGAGAAUCCCAGCAUGCAGCUCUUUUUUACCAACACAAAACUGUUAUAUAUGGGGGAGAUGUUGGGGGUAGCACAAAGCGAAGGGAAUAGCUUGUCAAACAAACCCCUCAAAUAAGAAUCUAGCUAGGGAGAAAGAUUAGAAUACAGCCUUUGCAAUACUUUACAUGUUUUUUUUCUUUUUUUUUUUUCCAAGUGUGAGAAAGAAGGAAAGAUUAGUGACAUAUUUACGUAUAUUAUUAAGCUUUGCUUUGUGACCAAAUAAGAAAAUACCCAUUUGAAAAAGAAAAUAUAGAGCAUAUAUAUAAAGAACAUGGGAAAUUAAGGAAAUGUAUCAAAGCCUUAUCUAUCAAUC
Molecule: messenger RNA, 1113 nt
Organism: Hevea brasiliensis (rubber tree)
Lineage: Eukaryota; Viridiplantae; Streptophyta; Magnoliopsida; Malpighiales; Euphorbiaceae
Product: CLAVATA3/ESR (CLE)-related protein 25
Exons: 2
Coding region: 344-640 (98 amino acids)
Source: RefSeq, a predicted model, not a curated record